Arctia plantaginis is the source of this 516-nucleotide messenger RNA. Lineage: Eukaryota; Metazoa; Arthropoda; Insecta; Lepidoptera; Erebidae. The record is from the annotation of a GenBank genome assembly.
AUGAGCUUACUAUUUAAUAAGAUGUCUCGCUACCGAGAAUGGGAUCUUUCUUGUAAAGUCUACGUGGGAAAUCUUGGCACCAAUGCAUCGAAAUAUGAAAUUGAAAAGGUGUUCUCAAAAUAUGGUAACAUAAGAAAUGUGUGGGUGGCGAGAAACCCGCCUGGAUUUGCGUUUGUUGAAUUUGAAGAUCCACGGGAUGCUGAAGAUUCCGUACGAGGGUUGGACGGCACCCGCUGCUGUGGAACCCGCAUCCGUGUUGAAAUGUCGAAUGGUCGCACCAGAAGAGAUAGGCGAUACUCCAGGUCCAUUUUAUCAACCAACCACCAACACACCAACGACCUCACCACAUGUCUUCACCACAACUACGGCUCGUUAACCAAUAUGACAUCCGCGAACGCCGCUCGCUACAACAUCCCGCUCAACUUCUGCGAUCGGCUCUCCAAACUUCUGCGCGCAGCCGAAGUCGUCUCCAACAUCUGCGUCCCCAUAACUUACCUCCUGACUGCCAUCACCUAG